AUGACUACUGUUUCAGAAAAAUAUUUACAAACCGUGAUAAAUAAUGUUGCGUCUGAAUUGCAUUUAAAAGAAUGGAGUUUUACUAAAAAAAGUUUUGAAAAUGUAGCUCAAAACUAUUUUGGGUUACUCAUACCGAUAAAUUUAAUUGGCAAAGUUUGUGGGAACUACAUAAAUUUUCCUAUUGUUCUUAAAUUAGCACCAACAGACGAAAGAUUUAGAAAAACAAUAACACCAGCUUAUUCAGUAAAAAGUGUAUGCCUUUGUCACGGUGAUAUUUGGAAAGAAAAUAUUUUGUUCCAAUAUGAGAAUAAUAUACCUCAAUCUGCCUGUAUAAUAGACUACCAAACAACUCGAGUCAGCAGCCCGGCAUAUGAUCUAUUAUAUCUAAUUGUUAGUAGCACCUCAGCAUCAUUAAGAAAAAUACAUUUCAACCAAUUUUUGGAUACCUAUUAUCAAACUCUGGAAGAAACUCUAUUACUGUGUGAUGUGGAACCUAAAAAAGUAUAUUCAAAAGACAUGUUGUUUUAUGAUUUGAAAAUGGUAGGACCUGCAUGCCUUAUUGUAGCAAACACAGCAAUUUGGCUAUCAAGUGGCUUACAACAAGAAGGUCAUGUUCGAAGUAAAGUAAUAUUAACAACAGAAGAAGAAAAAGAACAGGCUGAAAAUAAAUAUAGAGAAAUAGUUAGUGGAAUUAUAGAUGAUUUAAGCAGUUAUGGAUAUUUAUUGUUG
Messenger RNA from Brenthis ino (lesser marbled fritillary), 729 nucleotides. NCBI's taxonomy places the organism in Eukaryota, Metazoa, Arthropoda, Insecta, Lepidoptera, Nymphalidae. The record is from the annotation of a GenBank genome assembly.